Molecule: messenger RNA, 1955 nt
Organism: Seriola aureovittata
Lineage: Eukaryota; Metazoa; Chordata; Actinopteri; Carangiformes; Carangidae
Gene: fsip1
Product: fibrous sheath interacting protein 1
Exons: 10
Coding region: 153-1388 (411 amino acids)
Source: RefSeq, a predicted model, not a curated record
CAUCCGGGAGUGUUUGCGCCCAUAGUUACCAAACCUUUAGCGGAAAACUGUAGAAAGUUUCUGUUGACAAACGUUUUUUUUUAUUUAGCUAACAGCUAUUUAAUAAACAAAUACGUUUUCCCUCUUGAAACACAGCUAAGGAGAACCACACUAUGGAAAUUAUCAGAGGUAGUUUAGAUGACAUUUCCCGACCUGCAUCGAGUGACCAAACGGGUUGCCGUGUGUCCAGCGUGUCAUUGCCUCAUACUGACAGAAUCUGUCCUACAACUCCCUUUGCCCUUGUUGUUUUGACCAACGAUGCUGCUGAUAUUCAGAUCCAGAGCAGCUCUGAAGAAACUAUAAUAUGUACCUCGGCCAGCGGUCCUGACCAAGGUCAGUGUCACGUUGAUGUUACAGAUGAAGAGAAGGAAGAUUCAGAACUACAACAAGCCAUUAAGGAAAUGGAACGACUUGAUGAAAUACUGUCUGCAAAGAUCAGCAAAGAAAAAGAAGUCAAACGUCAAAGGAAAGAACUUCAAACAAAACUCUGGCAAGAACUACUGCAGAAUAAGCCAGAAGGUUGGUCUGAAUGUGCCCAUGAAGCUUUGAACACAAGGCUGUUUUUGGCCCUUGAAGUACCCAGUGGGACAGAAGAGGAGGAGGACAGCGACUUUGUGCCUGUGUUUGAAACUCAAGUUCCUUACAAUGACCAUGACAGGCACAGCCAACAUUUGGAGCAGAGUGAAAAGACGCCAAGCAGCUCAACAGAAUCAUUUGAGACUGGGGAAGAGCAAUUUGAAGGCAGCCACUGUGAAGCUUCCAAAGGCAAGAAAAAACAAAAGGACUUUGUCAAGAGAAACAUUGAGCUAGUAAAUGGUGAAGGGGGCCAAGUGCUUUUGACCCAGGCAGAGAAAGAGCGUCUGGAUGAGCUCCUCCGAGAAAUAGACAAAGAGGAAGAGGACAGUGCCAGAGGCGCAGACAGAGAGGAGGACAUGUGGGCUGUGUCAUUCUUGACAGGCCAAGGUUACACCCCAGAGCCCUCUGACCUGGAGCAGCUGAUUGACAUUGACUCCAAAAUGCGCCUCCUUCUUCCAGCUGAAGAAUUUCUCUCGCUGCAGAGCUCCUACACAAACUUUAGUGAGCCCCAGGGCCGUGGCUCAGAGGUUGGAUGGAAGUGCGCUGGGGACCCGCAGCCAGAAGAGAAGGUCCUGCAGGAUAUAAAGGAGAGGAGAGGGCAGGAGAGGCAGCUCCAACAGAUCCAACAGCAGCUGGAGAUCCUGGGCCACAGCCAGGAGAUGACUGAAGAGUCUGCAGACCUUACGGAGGAGCAGUUACUUUGCCUGCUGGAUGAAUGUGAGCUGACAGAGAGCUGGAGCCUGGACCCUGAGACAACUGACACCACACCAUGAGACCCUACUAAGUCACAUUGACUACAUCCUUCUGAAGCCCUGCUUUCAGAACGUCUGUCAAAAUAGGGCAUCAUUGCUGGGAUAUCACCAUCAGGCAACUAGGGGUUGUAAGAGACACAUUAAUGGAUAUAAACAUAUUUCACCUGAAUAAUUAGCUUUUAGAUUAAUGUAGAUAUAAAUAACAUGUCUCAUAGACAGUAACAUAAAAUCAUUAUAAAUAUGUUCCAUAAUGUGCUACAAAAAUGUAGCUCUAACUUUUAGUCAAUUGAGAAACGGGAUGAGAACUGUUAAUUUUUUUGUCCUAAUUGGUCUCCUGGAUUGCUUCCCAUUGUUUUUAUUUGUGUCUAUGUCUCAGCAUGAGGAAAAAGAGCAGCAGGGACACCCUUUGUAUUAGGCUUAGUAUCAUAGAUGAGAACAGAAAAUUGCCGUCAUUAAAUCUAACAACCGGGUACGGCGGCCGCAGAAUGUUCUCCUGCACACAUAAACAUUAGUCGAUAACAGUGUGUCUGUGGGGUGAUGUCUGAACACUAUCAUGUAUUAAAGCUAAGCCCUCUCCUAUGAAAUAUA